This is a messenger RNA of Vitis vinifera (wine grape), 1046 nucleotides long. RefSeq lists its product as uncharacterized. The coding region runs from base 370 to 864 and encodes 164 amino acids. The transcript is spliced from 2 exons. NCBI's taxonomy places the organism in Eukaryota, Viridiplantae, Streptophyta, Magnoliopsida, Vitales, Vitaceae. The record is from RefSeq and is a predicted model, not a curated record.
UUCCAUAUAAAUUAACAAAAAAAAAAAAGUUUCUCCUUCCCAAGCAUCUAAUUUCCUAAAGAGGUGUUUUGAAAUAGUAGAAAACGUUUCUAAUCUUAUCAAAAAUUAAGCAAAGACGGGCUACAACUGUCAUAACGGUUAUACCAAUAUCACCAUGAAAGGCGGUGGGAGAAAGCUAUUUGUGCCCAUUGACUCAUCUGGCAGCCUAAAAAACCUGUGUUUCUCCUUCAUCCUAGGCACCCCAACAUCUCUAUAUCAUCUUCCAUCCCCCUCUUCCCUUCCCCACACUCCAGCCUCAAAGCUACUCUUGCCAUCCAGUUCUGCAGAGACCCCAAGACUCGCCCCCUUCGCCCAAACCACUUCUUCAUCAUGGGAGGCUGUGCGAGCAAACCCAAGGACAUGGACGCCCCUCCCCAGUCUCUCCCAAGCGAGGCCCCAAGCAGCCCUGACAAGACUAAUGGCGAGCCAACCCAUGUUGUACAAGAGGAGAAGAACAAUGGAGGUGAGAUUCGGGAGGAAGAGCCUUUGGUGGAUCUUUCAGAGCCAAAACCAAACCAGGAGGCACCCACCAUUGAAACAAAGGCUGUGGAGGCAGAAGUGCUUGUUUCCGAACUGGUGGAUGAUGCCACUGUCGACAAGCCAGUGGAAGAGAAGAAGGUUGAAACUGCUGAACCAGAGCACAAAGAGGAGAAUGCCAAAGCUGAGGCUGGGGCUGGUGAAGUCGCGACAGAGGCUGUAAAGAAGGAGCAGAAGGUUGAAGAAGAGCCAGUAGGAAAAACACAGGGUGGUGAAAUAAAGCAAGUAGAUGAUGCUCGUCCUCCAAGCUCAGAAGAUAAAAAUAAUGCACCCCUUGCCACCAUGUGAGGACAGUUUGAGUUGAUCUUGUUGUAUCUGAAAAGAAAAACAAAAAUGAGGAAAAGAGUUGGCUUGUGAUCUUGAGGAUUGAUUAUUGUAUGCCUUUGUACCAUUGGAACUGAUCAUCAUAUUACAAAACCUGCAUCAGUUGAGCAAUCAAUCUUAUUCAUACAACCUGAAAUCGACCUGAA